AUGACAAAAUCAAAAAAAGGUGAUACAAUGACAUCCCAAAAAGGUGAUACAAUGACAUCUCAAAAAGGUGAUGUAGUGUCAUCUCAAAAAGACGAUACAAUGACAAACAAUAAUCAAGUUAUUACAAAUUCAGAAAUGGGUGAUAUGAUAUGUGAUGUUAUAAAUGUAACCAAUAUAGAUUCAGAUAAUAAUCCUAAUUUAUUAAUUUUAAAUAAAAAAAAAAAAAAAUCAAAAAAAAAAAAAAAAAGACAUUCUUUUGUUAAUUUAAGAGAAUGGACAAAGAGAAUUCAAAGAAAAUAUGAAAAAAAAAUAAACAAAAAUAAUAAAAUAAACAAAAAUAAUAAAAUAAAUCAAACUAAUACAAAUAAUGAUAAUUCUUUAACUUCUUAUUCUUCUUCUUCUUCUUCUUCUUCAUCUUCCUCAUCUAAUUCUAGAUGCAAUUUGAAUCAAAAUUUUUAUUAUCCUUCUGAUGAAUCAAAUUUUGAUUCUGAUAUUGAACAGCGAAUUCGAAAAUUUCUAAAACUAGAAACUUCAACUAUUCCUACAAAAAUUAAAAAAAAUAAAUUAGAUUCAGAUAUUAAAAAUAAAAUAAUAAAUAAUUCAGAUAAUCAACAAGAAUCACCAAUUGAGCAAACAAACAUAAAUAAAAAUCAUAUAAAUGAAAAUAAUAAUGAUAAAUUAGUUACUAAUGCUGAAAUAUCUAAAAACUUAAACGAUAUUAAUGAUAAUAACAUUUAUAAUCAAGAUGCAAAUGUGGAAUCAAAUUAUAACAAUUUAGAUGUUACACAUAAUAAUGAUAUAAAAUCUUAUAAUGAAAAUGUAAAUAAUUUAAAUAAUGAUAAAACAUCUACAAAAGAAAAUACAAAAUUAAAUAAUGCCGAAGAAAAUUAUUUUAAUAUCAAUGAAAAAGAAAAAAAAAUAAAUUUUCCUGAUUCAAACAAUUCUGCUAAAACUAUAAUUUCACAAGAAGUACAUCAAACUGAUAAAUCGGAAAAAGAAACAAAUUAUGAUGAUAAAAAAAAUAAUAAUAAAAUUAAAAAAAGAGAAUCUGAUAAGUUGAUUGAUACCUCAUCAAAUCAAAUUAAUGGUAAUAUUGUAACAUCUUCAGAAUCUAAUAUUAAUAAAAAUGCUAAGCAUCAGUUUGAAAAUUCGAAACGAAAUGUCAACUCUCCUUCCAAUCUACCCACAAAAAGUGAUAAGGAAAAAAUUGAAAAAGAAAGGGGAGAUAAGGAAAGAGGCGAAAAAGAAAGAGGCGAUAAAGAAAGAGGCGAAAAAGAAAGAGGCGAUAAAGAAAGAGGCGAUAAAGAAAGAGGCGAUAAAGAAAGAGGCGAAAAAGAAAGAGGCGAAAAAGAAAGGAAUGAAAAAGAAAGGGGGGAUAAGGAAAGAGGCGAAAAACGAUCACCAGAGCAAAGUCAGGAUCGAACCCGGAAUAAUAUCAACAAAGAUACAUCUGAAACGACUAAUCACCAAGAUGGAGAAAAAAACAAAAAUAACAAUCCUGAAUCCAAUGCCAGCAAAAAGGGAAAUAAUAAUAAUAAUAAUGUUAAAAAAAAUUCACAAAAUAAUGAUGAUAAGAUCAAAGAAAAAGAAGAACCCAUGUCACUAAGACAACGAAUUUUAAGUUUUAUUCCAGGAAAAAAUUAUUUAACAAAAGAUAAAAAUAAAGAUAACAAAAAAAAUGAACAUGAAAAAGAUGAUAAUAAUACUAAUUCACUUAAUAUUGAUCAUAAUAAUGAUAAACAUAAAGGACUGGAAAGUCAUCAAAUAUCUGCAAAAAAACAUAAUCAAUAUAAUCACAAUUCAUCACAUAACAACGAUAAAAAAAGAGAACGGAUAAAAGAUAAAGAUGAAAAACAAGAUAGCCAUAUCGACGGACAGAAAGAAAUAGAUAGCGAACGAAAUAAAAAAAGACCUAGAAAUAGAGAAACGGAAAGAGAUAGAAACAGAGAAGUGGAAAGAGAUAGAAACAGGGAAGUAGAAAGAGAUAGGAAUAGAGAAGUGGAAAAAGAUAGAAACAGAGAAGUGGAAAAAGAUAGAAACAGAGAAGUAGAAAGAGAUAGAAACAGAGAAGUAGAAAGAGAUAGAAACAGAGAAACGGAAAGAGAUAGAAACAGAGAAGUAGAAAGAGAUAGAAACAGAGAAGUAGAAAGAGAUAGGAAUAGAGAAACGGAAAGAGAUAGAAACAGAGAAGUAGAAAGAGAUAGAAACAGAGAAACGGAAAGAGAUAGAAACAGAGAAGUAGAAAGAGAUAGAAACAGAGAAGUAGAAAGAGAUAGGAAUAGAGAAACUGGUAGAGAUAGAAACAGAGAAACGGGCAGAGAUAGAAACAGAGAAGUGGAAAGAGAUAGAAACAGAGAAAUGGAAAAAGAUAGAAACAGAGAAGUGGAAAAAGAUAGAAACAGAGAAACGGGUAGAGAUCGAAACAGAGAAACGGGCAGAGACCGAAACAGAGAAAUUGAUAGAGACCGAAACAGAGAAAUUGAUAGAGAUCGAAAUAGAGAAAUUGAUAGAGACCGAAAUAGAGAGAUGGAAAGUGAAUCAAGUACGACCCGAAAAAGAUCACAUGGUAAUGAAAAUGAUAGUAAUCAUAAUAAAAACAGUAAUAGUGUUUUGAGAAAAGUACAUGACUAUAAUUCUUCUGAACAUCCUGAAAAAGAAAGACAUAUUUAUAAUUCAUCAGAUAAUCAAUCUCGAAAAUAUCAUUCUCAUACAAAUAAAACAGAUGAUAACGAAAAUUGGGAAACAAAAAUGUCAAAAUUGAAGGAGAAAUUAAUAAAAAAAAAUAUGAACAAAUAA
Plasmodium yoelii is the source of this 2796-nucleotide messenger RNA. RefSeq lists its product as uncharacterized. Lineage: Eukaryota; Apicomplexa; Aconoidasida; Haemosporida; Plasmodiidae. The transcript has 2 exons. The record is from RefSeq and is a predicted model, not a curated record. The coding region runs from base 1 to 2796 and encodes 931 amino acids.